CGGUGGCAGCGUUUCAACGACGAGAACGUCAGCUGCAUGAAAACCACAGAAGAAGAAGAAUCUCUUCCCAGAGUCCUCGGCGGAGAUAAAGUGACCUCUGCUGCUAGCCUGCUGCAAAACUAUGGCUCCCCCGGUUGCUGUGUCGCCUUUAAUUAAGACCGCAAGGUACUCAGCUUUGAUCGCUGGCAUCAUCUAUGGCAAAAGGAGAUACGACCACCUGAAGCCCAUCGCGGCUGAGGAGAGGAGGAUCGAGGAGGAGGAGAAGAAGGUUCGUGAGGAGCAGGAACGCAUCGCCAAGCAGCUGGCAGAAGCCAAUGAAGACACAAUCCUGAAGUAAAACUCCGCGAUCUGAAGAUUUUCAUGUGCAAUUUCAAGCCUCUCCUCCUCCUUCUUCUGGAGAAACGAUGGAAAAGUCGGGUCCCAACCGGUCAAACAGUCCGUGUUGUGGACGUGUUCACUGUCACCUUGAACAAUCUGACGCCUCUCUGGACCAUACAGGGAUUUUUAGUUCGUCACAUGAAUUUAGGCUCCUGAACGCAGCAUUUUUCUACUGCAAAUGCAGCCGCACUCAUAAGUUAUUCAGUUUGUGUUUGCAUUGAGUCCCUGUCGUCUGUCUGCUUCCCUCAGCUGUGACACGAGCUCCAUUUAAAUGAUAAUAAAAGAGUCUGAAUUGUAAAAAUGUAAAAAUUAUGUUCACUUGUUCCCAGUUACAAAGUCUGCUUCAGUUAUUUUGUCCCUGAUCGUGUGAAAAGUUAACGUGACGGCUCAUUAAACACGAAGGUGUGAAA
Molecule: messenger RNA, 788 nt
Organism: Scatophagus argus
Lineage: Eukaryota; Metazoa; Chordata; Actinopteri; Scatophagidae
Gene: atp5meb
Product: ATP synthase membrane subunit eb
Exons: 4
Coding region: 122-337 (71 amino acids)
Biological process (GO): proton motive force-driven ATP synthesis
Molecular function (GO): proton transmembrane transporter activity
Source: RefSeq, a predicted model, not a curated record